UUCCUCCUCCCCCCGCAGCCCCUGCGGGAAGGGGCGCGCAGGAUGCGCGGGGCCUUCCCGGGGCUCUGCCUGGCGCUGCUGGCGGCGGAGCGAUGCGCGCGGCUCUGCGCCAUCAUCUACUAUCUCCUUUCUGGGCAGUACGUCUGGUUUGGGCUGACCGUGUCCUGCCUUGUGCCCGGCUACGCAGCCCAGCUCCUCAGCGCCCUUUGGUUCAGGGCCGACGGGCGCCAGCCGUGCCGCUCGCUCGUGGUGCUCCACGUGCUGCAGCUGGGGAUUUGGAAGCGGUACUGGGAUGUUCUGCAGAUGGCAACAAAGGCAGGGGGCAAUGGCAUUACUGGGGAGCUCCUCAUGCAGCAAGGGGACGCAUCUGUCCUGUGGCUCCUGGAAGCCCUGCUGCAGAGCCUGCCUCACCUGUUGCUGCAGGCGUACGUCCUCGUGGCUGUGGAUCGGACAGGCCUUUUCCUUGGUGUCAGUGCUGGGCUGUCCCUCCUCUCCCUCGCCUGGGCUUUGGUCUCCUACAGCCGCUUCGCGUGCCUGCUCAAGCCGGGCCACCUCUACCUGCCGGCCGCUGCCCUCCUCCGCCUGCUCCUGUGGAGGACAGGGAUGCUGGGGACCAGGGUCCUGGCCCUGGUGCUCUUUGCCAGGCUCUAUUCCUUCUGGGUUUUCGCCGUGGCUGGUGUCCACUGGCUGGUCAUGUCCUUCUGGCUGGUGGCUCAGCAGACAGACAUCGUGACACCAUCCUGCCGCUGGAGGCUGUUCAACUGCCUGCUGGGAGCCAUAUAUGUCUUCUGCUACAUUAAUGUCCGGCCCGGUCCCUCCAAGCUCAGAGUGGCUGUGUUUUACGCGGUAAUGCUGGUGGAAAAUACCCUCCUGCUGCUGCUGGCCACAGGGUUCCUGCAAGCGGAGCUGUGGAAUAGCCUGUGUCUCACCGGGGCCGUCACAUCGGGAUUUUUAAUAGGCGCUGCAGCUCUGGCGGUUUAUUACAGCCUGCUUCACCCCAAGUCCACAGAGAUCUGGCAAGGUUUCCUGGAGAAAUCCUGCAGUGUUGCGGCCACCAGUGAUGAUGGAGCUGGUUCCCAAGCAGGGCAGAGCUUGGGAAUUUCGAGUCGGGGAGAUGGCGAGUCCUUGCUGGUGGAAAGGACAGAGGUGGCUUCCAGGAACCAGAACGGGUCAUCGCUCAUGCAAUCCGGAGGGCGCGUCUCAGAGGAUGACUGGACAAGCCAUCACCACUGGUUGCUGGUAAAGCUGGCCUUGAAGACGGGAGAUAUCUCCAAGAUCAACGCAACUUUUGGAGAUGGUGGCGUAGGAGAGAUUUACCCUGGAGGACUGAUGCUGGGCAAACCCUCCAGGGUUGAGCCCAGGGCAAACCUUACCCUCCUGACAAGGGAAAUGGGUCCUCUGGGUUUUGCAUCUGAUGUGACUGAUAAGAAAUUGCUGGCAGUAGGGAAUGCAGGAAGCAGCAAACACAACCCCGGUGCUGCAGGAACCUCACGAGAGGACCAUGGGCCCAUAACGCAAGAUGCCCUGAGUGGCAGCAAUGCUGCAUGGCACAGAGCAGGACAAGAGCCUGGUUUUCACCCUGCCAUAUCCUUUCCCAACAGCUGGGACUCAGCUGAGGCUUGUGAGAGCUCAUCUCUCUACUUCAGCGCAACCACUGGAGGCAUUGCCUUUCCUGGCGCGGAGUCGGAAAUGGCUGUGCAAAGGGCCCCACUGGAAAGAAAUGGCGAACCCCAGCCUCCACCGGACCGCCUGGGUGGAAAAGGAGAGGACUUCCCCGUUGGGAUGGGGAACAUCAGCCCAAUCUUGGGCCCUGGGGCCCACAGCCAUCUGCAGAGCAGCUCGUCCCUCUGUGGCGCUAGCGAAUGUGGGGCGGCGGAUGCCUCCAAGGAGGGCUCAGAGCUGGUGGGUGCCCUCACGGGGUGGCAUAGCUGUCAGGGUGCCCCGUCCUCUGGGACGCGGGUUCCUGUCGGGAGGAGCAAGCUGAGGCCCCCUGAGGAGCCACGCUUCACGUCCACCCCCAAGGCUGACCCCAAGUGCCCCCAGCAAGGACCGAGGGGGCUGGCAGAGAGGAGCGGUCUGUCUGGGUUGCUGGAGUGACCAGGAUCAGCACCUCCCAAGAACAGCACUGGGGCAACUACCUCUGUCACCAAGGUACGGCAAGAGGGAGUGGGACACUACCACUGCCCGUGAAGACUGUCCUGUGGGUGCCCGUGCCACCAGGCAGAUGCGGUCCUUCAUCGCUUUCAUCCCGCUGCACCUUCUUGCAGUUUUAGGGAGGCUCAAAGGUUAGAAUAGGUAGCUUAAAGUCUAUAUUUCAAUAUUUAUUGAACUUAUUUAUAUAACAAUCCUGCUAGGCAGCUGGAGCACUCUACCUUUUAUGUAUUUGUGACAAUGUCUUGAAACACAUCCUUUAACAAGUGCCUUGUAUGAGCUACCAGUCUGUCUCCAGCUUGGAGAUCUGGUGCUGUCUCCACUUCCCCUUGGUGGCAGGGAGAGUGGCCAAAGCAAGAGUCUUUUCAGGUUAAACAAGUGCCUAAGACAAAAAAAUCAUGAGUUUCCUCUCAGCUGGAGGGCUCCCUUCUUUGUGGGCAGAACAAGUCCUAAGGUAAGGCUCAGCAGCUUUUGAUUUAUGAAACCCCGCCGGGUUCAUCUUGAGAACUUUUCCACUCCAUUCACUGGGGCCAAAUAGGAGCCCAGACCCUCUUUACACUGCAAACUCCAACCUCAGGACACCAAAUUAUUUAAAAAGGCAAUGUCCUGCUUGCUUGUUCACAGUCCCACUUACUAAAGUUAAUCACAGGUGAAAUUAAUGUCCCCUGACACAUGGCCCCUCCUGGGCUCCAGCAUUUGGUGAAGAACGAUGCUCCAUCAGUAGCAGCUAGGUUGGAACAGGAACAUCAGAUACGUCCUGAGAGAGCUGGGCUGAGAUUUUAUGAUAAUUGUUUUAAACUUGAUCAGAUGAAAGAAAUAUUCAGCCUAUUUAUUCUGACCCAAAUUUUGGACAAUUUCCUUAUUAGAAAUUUUUUUAACAAAGCAUCCUGCAAUGGAGUAAGCUCUUGGGUCCCAGCUGAUGCACAUCUGGCAGAGUCCUCCAGCUGUUCUGCUGGCAGCACUGCUGUCCCACUGAGGGCUGCACUCUGCUGGUGCCAAGGGUCAGGGAAAACUGGGAGGAAGGACAGGCAUGCGAUGAAUUAUUAAAAAAAGCAAAACAAAACAAAAACACUGCUAUUUAGCAUUUGCUGCUGAGAAGUGACCCAAACAGACGUUUCGUCAAGCUGAUUUGCGCACUGAAAAGCCUAUUGGCCAGUGCUACUUUCGCAGUGAAGCUACUUUCCAGCAUGACUAAAACUCUGUACUCUGUCUCCGUUACAACUCCAGCACAUCUGCAUUUUGACUGUGCUCUGCGGGGAGGAAAAAAUUGCACUGAUGGUUUUAGGCUGCUCGCUAUGUGCACGCUUGCUGCAUCGUGCAGAAGGCAGCGGAGCUGAGGUUUUUAUUCAGCUUGUUUUUUUUAAUCUUUGGUAAUACAUAACUACUGCUUUAAAAAGCAAACCGAC
Messenger RNA from Dromaius novaehollandiae (emu), 3557 nucleotides. RefSeq names its product XK related 5 (gene XKR5). NCBI's taxonomy places the organism in Eukaryota, Metazoa, Chordata, Aves, Casuariiformes, Dromaiidae. Gene Ontology annotation, cellular component: plasma membrane. Gene Ontology annotation, biological process: apoptotic process involved in development; phosphatidylserine exposure on apoptotic cell surface; engulfment of apoptotic cell. Bases 43 to 2097 code for a protein of 684 amino acids. The record is from RefSeq and is a predicted model, not a curated record. The transcript is spliced from 7 exons.